Cercopithifilaria johnstoni is the source of this 687-nucleotide messenger RNA. The record is from the annotation of a GenBank genome assembly. NCBI's taxonomy places the organism in Eukaryota, Metazoa, Nematoda, Chromadorea, Rhabditida, Onchocercidae.
AUGUUUAUCAGUGAUUCAAUCGCUUCCAAAUAUGAUAAGUAUGAUGAACAUAGCAGUGAGUGGUUGGGGUGUCAGAACGACAUAUACUGCGUACAAGAUUUCGUAUCUGAUUAUAUUCAGUACCGGAUUCGCAUACAUGGAAAUCAUAGCAUAUCAAAAUUUAUACAUGCAUGUAGGCAAGGUUCCGAAAAUGAUUUGAUUCGUUCUGUGGCUUUAAUUUUUGAGGAGAAACAUGAAGAAGAGCUCCAAAAAAUGAUGGAAAUGUUGUGCGAGAACAAAAGCUUUUCGCUUAAUCAGUAUAUUGAAAUUAUGGAACAUUUCGUCUGUAUUCAAGAUGAAACACCGUCACAAAUGUCUUAUGGUCGUCUGAUAGCACUAAUCGCAUUCGCUGGAUUGAUUGCUACACGGUUAAACGACAUGAAAUGUUUCGCGGAAGUUUCAAUGGUUAUGUCAUAUACUUCAAAGUUUUUGCAACAAAGAAUUGCCUUGACAUGGCCACAUCACAAGCGUUCUUGGAGCAAAUUUUUUGAUCUUGUAAGGACGAUAAUCAAGCUAAACAAAAAAGAAGAAGCAAAACCAAAGGUAGAGAAGAAUAAAUGGUGGUCAGCAAUUAGCCGAUUAGCUGUUUUCAGUGUUCUAAGUAUUACCGUUUUCACAUUAUUUAAAUUCAUGCUUAGAGCACGAUAA